GGUUAUGCUUUGCUUCUCUCUCGAGCCAAUCUCUCUUCGUUGAUCAUCCCAAAAGCCGGCAUGAAGGUCCAAUCAUGGCUAGCCACAUGCUCGACCAGCACCCGCGACACUUCCACCCACGACUCCACCAUUCCAUUGCCUCGAAACCCCUCACACUCGAAGGGACACCUCGUUUCAGAUAGCUCCUCCGAUAAUCGCGGGAGCGCCACGUCAUCUUCAGCUUCUUCGAGUGACACCAGCUGCAGCAGCCUUCAGAGCAACCUCUCCCUCCAGACUCUGCCAUCUGUCCCUUCUUUACAAAAGCUCUUCCCCGAAACUAUACGCUUUUCCGUCUCUCAGAUCAGCGUUACGUCGAUUAACCCCCGAACGAAGCAUCCGAUCACCUGCGUUGCGGUUCAGGGUAACUUCUUGUAUGCUGCUUCUGUUAACGAAAUUAACGUCUACGAUCGCGAAACCUCCACUCUUGUCGAUGUAUACAACAGCCAGGAUUCCUCCUCCGGUUCCGUCAAGUCCGUCAUUUUCUGUAACGGGAAGAUCUUCACUGCUCACCAGGACUGUAAGAUCCGAGUCUGGAAAAUGACCAUGACUAAACAGCACAAGUUUUUAACCGCUCUCCCUACCGUUAAUGACCGUUUACGGCGUUUCAUUCUUCCAAAGAACUAUGUCAACGUCCGCCGUCACGUGAAACGGUUGUGGAUCGAACAUGCGGACGCCGUUACGGGACUUGCCGUUAAUAAAGGUCUAAUCUACUCAGUUUCUUGGGAUAAAACCUUUAAGAUAUGGCGAGCUUCUGAUGUCCGCUGUUUACAGUCUAUCAAAGCACACGACGACGCCAUUAACGCUGUUGCUGCCUCUGCUGACGGCACAGUUUACACAGGGUCCGCUGACAGGCGGAUCCGAGUCUGGGCGAAACCGUCAGGUGAGAAGCGGUACGAGUUGGUGGCAACUUUAGAGAAGCACAAAUCAGCGGUUAACGCACUGGCCUUAAACGACGAGGGGUCCGUGCUUUUUUCGGGUGCGUGUGACCGUUCGAUAUUGGUUUGGGAAAGGGAGGAUAGCGCCAAUUACAUGGUUGUGACGGGAGCGUUGAGAGGGCAUGGGAAGGCGAUACUAUGCUUAAUCAACGUCUCGGGUUUGCUUAUGAGUGGAUCCGCUGAUCGGACGGUUAGAGUCUGGCAGCGAGGACUGGAAGGGGAAUAUUGUUGUUUGGCGGUUUUGGAAGGUCACCAGAAGCCGGUGAAGUCGUUGACGGCGGUUAAGGAGGAUGAACAGAGGGAUGUUGUUUCGGUUAUUAGCGGAAGCCUGGAUGGGGAGGUAAGGACGUGGAAGGUCUCGGUUUCGAGACCCAGUAGUCCGUCAUCAACGACAGAUUUCCUAAAAUGGCAUUUGUAAAAUUAAUUAAUAAAAGGAAUUAACUGUAAUAAUUACAUCAUAAAAGGAAAAAAAUUAGCGGGCACUGAAUUUUUUUGAUAUGUGUCCUGGACGUUUUACCAACCAGGAUUACUUGUUUGUUUGUUUUUUAUUUAUUUGUUGAGUUCUUUGGAGGAGCUGUUUGCUUUGUAGAAUAAAUUGUAUUUACAGACGUAUUAUCUCACUGUUUUAUUAAUGGUGCAUAUACUCUAUUACUAUAUUA
Molecule: messenger RNA, 1633 nt
Organism: Theobroma cacao (cacao)
Lineage: Eukaryota; Viridiplantae; Streptophyta; Magnoliopsida; Malvales; Malvaceae
Product: Transducin/WD40 repeat-like superfamily protein
Molecular function (GO): protein binding
Source: RefSeq, a predicted model, not a curated record